Malassezia globosa CBS 7966 is the source of this 417-nucleotide messenger RNA. RefSeq lists its product as uncharacterized. The transcript has 4 exons. Lineage: Eukaryota; Fungi; Basidiomycota; Malasseziomycetes; Malasseziales; Malasseziaceae. Gene Ontology annotation, biological process: endoplasmic reticulum to Golgi vesicle-mediated transport; retrograde transport, endosome to Golgi. Gene Ontology annotation, cellular component: endoplasmic reticulum; Golgi membrane; COPII-coated ER to Golgi transport vesicle. Bases 1 to 417 code for a protein of 138 amino acids. The record is from RefSeq and is a predicted model, not a curated record.
AUGUGGCUCACGGAUCAGCAAAAAAUUGGUGUGGGCCUGGUGUCAGGCGGCGUUUUCUUUUUGGCACUGGGCGUCAUUAUGUUUUUUGAUGCGACGCUUCUAGCCAUGGGCAACGUACUGUUUGUGUCCGGUAUUGCACUACUUAUUGGACCUCAAAAAACUUUGUUAUUUUUCGCUCGGAAACAAAAAAUUCGCGGUACUGUUUGCUUCUUUACCGGUAUGGGUCUCGUUUUUUUGCGCUGGGCCAUCGUUGGUGUGAUUGUCGAAACAGUAGGCUUCUUAAAUUUGUUUGGGGACUUUUUCCCUGUGAUUCUCAGCUUUAUGCGGCAAAUGCCGAUCAUCGGCAAUGUGUUCUCGCUUCCUGUCAUCGGCCAAGUCAUGGACCAGCUAGCAGGCACACGGCGCUCCGCUGUAUAA